AUCGUUUUCUCCACGAUGCAAAGGUCGGCUGCGAGGGCAGGGGCAGCCUCGUCCGGGCUGGCUGCAGAGCAGGGGAGCGGUGGGGGCAGGCGAAGGGGCAGCCGGCAGUCAGAUGACCGGUCCCCACGUCACCUCUCAGGAACGUCCGUGGACCUCCACGUUGUGUUUACACGGAGUGAGGUCCAAAAGCCCAUCCCUGCAGAUGCGCCUUAUCGCCUGUGCUCCUCUACCUCCUGCCGGCUGCAUAUAAAGGGAGCUGCAGGCUGGCUCCCGGCAGGAGGGACGCGGGAGGUGACCGGGAGCCAGCGCGGCAGCACGCUGGCCUGGCAGACCAUGGCCCUGAAGGCUGUGCUUCUCCUCACCAUCCUGGCCACCUUAACAGUGUCACCGGCCAAGCUGGCAAGGAGCAGCUUCUGGGAGUACCUCAGCCAGCUGACAAGUGACAAGGACAGCCUCCCAGAGCCCAGCCAGAGCAGUAAGCUGGGCAGGGACAUCACAAACCUGAAGGAAAGCAUUCAGGAUGGGGUCAGCUACGUGGGAAAUUUCCUGGAGAAGCUGGUGCCCCUCAACAGAGGCCUCCAGCCCCGGCUCUACCAUGACUCAGACAGCCUGCGGAAACUCAUCAGGAAAGAGCUGGAGAGCCUAAGGGUGAAACUGUCGCCAUAUGUGGACGAAGUCCACCACAAGGUCGGCAAGCACCUGGAAGAUCUUCGCUACCGGCUGCAGCCGUUCACAGAGGAGCUCCUGGACCAAGUGUCCCUGAAAGCCCGGGAGCUCCGGCGGCACCUUAUGCCCAGCCGGGAGGUGACGGCUCAGCUCCUGGAGGGUGCGGAUGAAGUCCAGAGGUUCAUGGCUCAUUAUGCCGACAAGAUCACAUUCCACACAGACCAGGUGAAGGACAUUUUCCAGCCCUACGCUGACAGGCUGGUGACUGAGAUCCACCGCAAUGUGGAGGAGCUGCACAGGAACGUCGUCCCUCACACCCAGGCCAGCCCAGAGAAGCUCAACCAGUACAUCCAGGAGCUCUCCACAAAACUGACCCAGAAUGCGCGGGACCUCCACCAGAAGAUCCAGGGGAACCUGGAGCAGCUCAAGGUGAAGCUGAGCCGCUACCCCCGGCAGCCUGGAGAGCUGCCAUCCGCCCCGGAGCGCUACACGGAGGAGUUGGCCCGGGAGGUACAGCGACGGGUGGAGGAGUUCCGGAAGGCCACGUACCUCCAGAUCCAGGACUUCACCCGCGCCCUGGACCAGGAGACGGAGAAGAUGAGGCGGAAGCUCUCCUCCCGGCUCCCUUCCCUGGGGGACCACCAGGAAGGCCCGCCCGCCGUGGAGGACCUACAUGCCCGCCUCGACGCCCUCUGGAGAGACCUGGCGGACAGCCUGAGCGAGCGGGACGGCGAGGCCCCGUGACGGGCCGAGGAGGGAGGUCGGGGGAUCGGGGGGCCGGCUGGGUCGGGCUGAACCGCAAAUAAAGGCGCCGCCAUGACAGGCCGAGUCCCGCCGCCGCCUCACGUGACCGCGCCCUCCCACGUGACAGCGCAUCCCACGUGACCGCGCCCCCCCCCCCCACGUGACGGCGGCGCGCGGGCGGGGUGGCGGCGGCAACAUGUCGGCGCUGGGGGCUGUGCAGGCGGCGGCGGCGGGGGUCCCUGUUCCGGCCCCUCAGCGCCGAGGAUGGCGAGCAGCGGCCGGCGGA
This is a messenger RNA of Falco peregrinus (peregrine falcon), 1696 nucleotides long. RefSeq names its product apolipoprotein A5 (gene APOA5). The record is from RefSeq and is a predicted model, not a curated record. NCBI's taxonomy places the organism in Eukaryota, Metazoa, Chordata, Aves, Falconiformes, Falconidae. Gene Ontology annotation, molecular function: phospholipid binding; cholesterol binding; phosphatidylcholine-sterol O-acyltransferase activator activity. Gene Ontology annotation, biological process: cholesterol biosynthetic process; cholesterol efflux; positive regulation of lipid biosynthetic process. Gene Ontology annotation, cellular component: extracellular region; blood microparticle; chylomicron.